This is a messenger RNA of Staurois parvus, 351 nucleotides long. Lineage: Eukaryota; Metazoa; Chordata; Amphibia; Anura; Ranidae. The record is from the annotation of a GenBank genome assembly.
GUCAUGUGAUCAGCUGAGUCCAAUCACCGCUGAUCACAUAGGAGAGCCGGUAAUCUGCAUCCCUCAGAGGGGACAUCUACACUGAUCAUCAGGGUACUGAUGAUCAGUGUGGCCCCAGAGGUGCCAUCUGCCAGUGCCCAUCAGUGCCACAUAUCAAUACCUACCAGUACACAUCAAUGCUACAUAUCAGUGCCCAUCUCAGCUGCCUUUCAGUGCCACCUAUCAUUGCCAGUCAGUGCUGCCUAUCAGUGGUGCAAAUCAGUGCCGCCUAUCAGUGCCAGUCAGUGCUGCCUAUCAGUGUCGCCUAACAGAGCCAAUCAGUGCCGCCUAUCAGUGCCAUAUAUGAGUGCU